CGGUUGAGUAUCGUGAGAAAAACAACUGAGCUACCAGGCCUUUUUAUGACAAUCAACAAGCGAAACAAAAAUGGCGGCAAAUACGAACGACGAAGYAGUCAUCAAACACGUAACAAGAUCUCUCGUGGAAAUGCAGAAAAAUCUCGAAUGCUCAAUAUGCUUAGAUCUCUUAAAUAAUCCUCAUUCUACGAAGUGCAAUCACCAGUUUUGCUGGCAUUGCAUCAGCAGUGUUAUUGAAAAAACAAAUAAGAAGUCAACUAAUCAAUGUCUGUGCCCACUGUGCAAGAACCCUGUAUCCCGUCGAAGUCUUACAGCGAAUCCAAGACUUGCAGACAUUGUAAAAGCUGUGUCCAGCUUACAAGAAGCCAUUUUAAAGGACACAAAAGACAUUACAACAGAUUAAUGGCUAUGUUAUGGUUGUGGAAAAACAGAUUUUCUAAUGAUCAUUUACUUAAUACAUGGUUUUCAUUGCAUAAACACUAUUAAGAAAGGGUGGCUUACAUUAUGAAGGAUUAAAUGCAGCUUACGGGUAAGAAAAAUAUGUUGUUUUGACCAAAAGCCAAGUUUUAUGAUUCUGGGCAUGGUUUCAAAAAUAGCAAAAUGUAGAUGUAAAUAUUGCUUUCAAAAAAGUAUAUAUGAUGAUUUAAUACAAGAGAAUUUUAUGAUGAUUUUGUUUAGUGAAUUGUGUAUCAUUAAUGACUAUGAUAAUGAUAUAUUAUUAUCUUAACUAUCAU
Messenger RNA from Exaiptasia diaphana, 734 nucleotides. RefSeq names its product E3 ubiquitin-protein ligase TRIM58. Gene Ontology annotation, cellular component: plasma membrane; BRCA1-A complex; BRCA1-BARD1 complex. The transcript is spliced from 3 exons. The record is from RefSeq and is a predicted model, not a curated record. The coding region runs from base 71 to 403 and encodes 110 amino acids. Gene Ontology annotation, molecular function: ubiquitin-protein transferase activity. NCBI's taxonomy places the organism in Eukaryota, Metazoa, Cnidaria, Anthozoa, Actiniaria, Aiptasiidae. Gene Ontology annotation, biological process: double-strand break repair via homologous recombination; negative regulation of fatty acid biosynthetic process; positive regulation of transcription by RNA polymerase II.